AUUAAUUGCUUGUUCUUCUCUCUUAACAUGGUAUGCAUCUUGGUCUGAAGAGGAGCAAUCUUGAGGAAACCUGGGGUACAAUGUUAGCAAUGCCUCAGUAGAUGUCUGUUUUUUCCCACCCUUCCUCCUCUCCCUCCGGCCCCAAAUACAGUCAAGUUACGCCAACUGCAGUCUUUUGUGAGGUGCUUGGCUUUCAAUUUUGCUUUGUGCAAUGCCUCUGGAUGCUUGCGUGAAGCUGGGGAUCGUUCUGUCUAGGGCAUCAUCCCACCAUGCUUAACAACCGUUGCGUCAACGUGAUGGUAAACGUGGGUUUGCGGAGUUCUGCUUUUGAUAAUGGUUGGGGAUAUGCAGGGAAGAAUGGCGCUGCGUAGACUAAAAGCUACAGGAAGAAAGACUGGUGCAUGAAAUGUGCCAGAGAAAGUAGCAGAACAUGGGAGAUAUGUGGGAGUUCUGUACAGCCAAAGGAGCAGAACAGGUGGGAGUCUUUUCCUCAGGCAACUGUGAACAAAAAAAGUAAGAGAUUUCUUUUUCUUACUAGUGUGCACCUGUGGGGGUUUUCCUGAAGAGGUGUGGGGUGAUGUGGAGCCAUCCUUGUGCAGCAGCAGCCUUUGGUCCGUGGGCAAGAAAGCAUAAAGAAAAGGUCAGGCUUCACUUACGAGCUGUUUCCAUUUCUGGCAACAAGAGGCAAGAAAUCACAUGUGGUUCGUUAAUUCAGCAGAUCUGUCGACAUCUAUCCUGAGAUGCUAUUUUGGAACCCAUUUGGCUGUUUUACCCACCACAGUAUGAGUGCUUUGGCUGCAGGAGUGAUUCUGAUGAGACCCAAGGAGGCUAUUCAGCACUUUAAUAGCAUUCAUCUCUGAGAGAGGAGUAGCAGUGCUGAGAGUGGCUUGUGGACGCCUACCCGUGAUGAUUCCACCAUCUGCAACAACCCCUGUCAGCGAUGCUGCACUCUUGCCAAGUGUGGCUUCUCAGGAAAUCUGGAGGUCACAAGUUCCGGGCUAUUCUGGAUCGGUCACGCGGCACAUAAGUCACAGGGCUAACAACUUCAAGAGACACCCAAAAAGGAGAAAACACAUCCGCCCUUCGCCGCCGCCACCGCCAAAUACUCCAUGUCCUAUUGAUUUGAUUGACUUUGGGGAUCUCCAGCCUCAGAGGUCUUUCCUAGAACUCCUGUUUAAUGGGUGCAUUCUCUUUGGGCUUGAGUUCAGCUAUGCCAUGGAAACAGCCUAUGUUACUCCUGUGCUGCUUCAGAUGGGGCUUCCAGACCAACUGUAUGGAAUGGUGUGGUUCAUCAGCCCUAUAUUAGGGUUUUUGCUGCAGCCUUUGCUGGGGGCCUGGAGUGACAGAUGUACAUCAAGGUUCGGGAGGAGAAGACCUUUCAUUCUGGUCUUAGCAGUAGGAGCGUUGCUUGGGCUCUCGCUUAUGCUGAAUGGCAAAGAUAUAGGGACUGCCUUGUCUGACACUGCGAAUAACCACAAAUGGGGAAUCAUUCUUACGGUCUGCGGUGUCGUCCUCAUGGACUUCAGUGCAGAUUCAGCAGACAAUCCCAGUCAUGCCUACAUGAUGGAUGUAUGCAGUCCAGUGGACCAAGACAGGGGCCUCAACAUCCACGCUUUGUUAGCAGGUCUUGGAGGUGGCUUUGGUUAUGUUGUUGGAGGAAUACACUGGGAUAAAACCAGUUUUGGAAAAGCUGUGGGAGGGCAACUUCGCGUCAUCUAUGUCUUCACCUCAGUUAUACUGACUGUCACUACUGUGCUGACUCUAAUUAGCAUUCCAGAAAGACCCUUAAGGUCCUUUAGCAGGAAGAAAAAGGUGAUGAAGAGUCCAAGUCUUCCUCUCCCUCCUUCUCCACCUUUCUUCUUUGAGGAGGGUGUAAAUGAAAACUUUGCUUCUCAUAACUCAGCUCACUUAUAUGCAAGUUUUACGAGUCCAGUUUCCCCCCUCAGCCCACUCACGCCCAAAUAUGGCAGUUUUGUCAGCAGAGACAAUUCCUUGACUGGAAUUAAUGAGUUUGCAUCAUCAUUUGGGACUUCAAAUAUUGACAGCGUGCUUAUAGACUGUUUUACAGGCGGGCACAACAGCUACUUAGCACUUCCAGCUAGCUUGCCCAGGCAGCCUGUCAGUGUCAGCUUUCCUCGGGUGCCUGAUGGCUGUUACCAAGGAGAAAAUGGAGUUCUGGAGCAAGGGGAGAGCAGCAUAACGCCGGGGCCUGAUGGCGAGGUGCUAAGAGUGGGCUCACUGGAUGCAACAAAGCCACGGUCAUCAGGGAUCCUGAAAAGACCUCAGACCUUGGCCAUUCCAGAUAUUGUAACAGGACACUGUCCAGAAAAUAGCAGAAGAAGAAAUGUAACCUUCAGCCAACAGGUUGCUAAUAUCUUGCUGAAUGGUGUUAAGUAUGAGAGCGAGCUGAAUGGAUCAGGUGACACCUCUGAGCAACCACUCUCCGUGAAACUUCUUUGUUCGACCAUCUGCCACAUGCCCAAGGCUCUUCGUAACCUCUGCAUCAACCAUUUCCUAGGAUGGCUUUCGUUUGAGGGGAUGUUACUCUUCUAUACCGACUUCAUGGGAGAAGUAGUGUUUCAAGGGAAUCCGAAAGCGCCUCACAACUCAGAUGAGUAUCAGAAGUACAACGCUGGGGUCACCAUGGGCUGCUGGGGCAUGUGCAUCUAUGCAUUCAGUGCUGCUUUCUAUUCAGCUGCACUGGAGAAGCUGGAGGAGCGGUUCAGCACACGGACACUGUACUUUGUGGCAUAUUUGGCCUUUGGGCUGGGCACGGGGCUGGCCACGCUCUCCAGAAACGUCUAUGUAGUGCUGUCACUCUGCGCUACCUACGGCAUCCUCUUCACCACGCUCUGCACGCUGCCCUACUCCCUGCUCUGCGACUACUACCAGAGCUGCGAGUUUGUAGGCUCGCAGGCGGAGGGCACACGGCGCGGGAUGGGCGUUGACAUCUCCCUGCUGAGCUGCCAGUACUUCUUGGCACAGAUCCUCGUGGCCCUGGCCAUGGGGCCGCUGACAGCGGCUGUGGGCAGCGCCAGCGGCGCCAUGUACUUUGCCAGCCUGGUAUCCUUCCUGGGCUGUCUCUUCUCUUCCCUCUGCGUCACCUACGAGUCGCCGCUCGCCGAGGAGCUGCCGCCCGCCGAGGAGCAGCGCCCGCUCUUGCCCCGCGCGCGGAACGAAUAAAUGGGAGAAGCCGCCACAGCCUCUUGCUGCCUCAUUGCGUUGCCCUCGGCCUCCCCGUCGCGGCGCGGUGGGCUCGUGCGCCCCCAGGACGGCAGCAGUGGGCCUGGCAAAUGGCGAGAAGGUCUGUGCUGGCUUCGCCGAGCUUCCCCCUGCCCACAGGAGCCGAGGGGCGAGUUGGCGGCACCUGGCACCACUCAUCCUUCCCCUGAGGCGGCAAAGGCCCAUCUGUGCCCCUAGGGCCACAGCAACGGGAAGUGGUGGUGUCAGCGUGGGGCCAUUCCCUCCAGCCGCCCUGCGGUGCCGUCGGUCGGCAGGGCGAGUUGGCGUUGUCCAGCCUGAGGCAGGGGACCCGGAAGCCUGGUGUCCGGGCAGGGCGACCACUAUCUCUCGGGUGGCAGCGAGCUGCGGGGCCGCACACGCUGCUGCAGGCACUGCUGCUGCCAGAGCGCUGGGGCUGCGGCGCUCCGCCGGCUUCGUGGGCAGAAGGUGCUAUCUCGCAGCCAGGCGGAGCAGCCCGGUCCUCAGUUGCCGAGGGCAGUGGUGACUCCCGCGAGGCCUCGGGGAGCGGCAGGGCCAACCUGCGGGUACUUGUGGUAGGCCUGGCUCUGGACGGGUGCUUUUCAAAACUUGGGAAAGGCAGAGAGUGACUGGUCUUGCUCAGGUGGCGUAACUACUCUGUCAAGUGCCACAGCCAGGCUCCUGGGUGCGCAGAGCUCCCGCCAGCAGAACUGCUCCAAGAAGCCACUGUGGGGUGAAACCGCAGUGGCCUGGCUUGCAAACCCUGCUCUGUAGGUUCUGGCUGUGGUCCACAGUGGUGGUUGCCAAUAUGUGCAUAUUUGCUUCCACAUUAGACUUUUAACUAGGACUACAAGGGCUUGUGAUGACUUAGCAGGAGGACAGGCAGUUGUCCAUAAGCCACCUUUGGGGAGAAGGGUCUUUUUGCAUCAACUUCUUUUGGGUAGAAGCUUACUCUCAAAGUUGAGAAUGUAAGAAGAAUCAUUUAUGUGAAAGCCUGCAGCACAUCAUCCUUGUUUUUCAUUCAGUUGUACCUUGUGACAUUUUAAAAUCUGCAUGGGAUCAGUGAUUAAGUACUUGUCAGCUAGAGCUGCAUCUUCCAUCUCUCACUGAAACUAGUAAAAGGGCUUUGAGUUACAUUAUCUGUGAGAAUUCUUAAUUAUUCUGAUUUUGGAAGGUGGUAAGUGUGUGAGGUCUCAUAUAAGUUCCAUUUAAGCCCAGGAGUCUUUUAAGUCUUGAGAGCAAAGACGAAAACAGAAAUAAAACUGUUUCUAGGAUCCCUGUCAGCCUGCCUCUGUAUUUGGGUAGACAGCCAAGGUUUACCAAGGCUGAUGGGGCAUUUUGGUGUUUACGUGUGCUGUGCAUGGCAUCCCUCUGGAGGUUAUUUUUGCUCACUUUGUCUUUGGGUGCAGAAGAAGGGUUUUCUCUGGAGUGUCACUCCUUUUAAAUGAGUUGUACUUGACUGUUCACCCAAGUUUGUUCUGGUGCUUGAUCUGUGAUGCCAAGAUGAAAUAACUUGUGCAAUCUUUAGCUGUUGUGUCUUACUAUACCCCAGUGCUGAAAGUGUAAUGCACAGCUUGUAAGAACCUCUUGUUUUUAUCAUCCGUCCCCAAGUAUUACUUUUUUUUAUUUGAGAAGCAAGUUUCAUGCUACUCAGUAUUUACUUAAAUGGAGGAACGCUGAAGUUAAGCACUCAGAGGUAAAGGACUGUCAGAUUUAUGAGUCUGUUCAUCUUCCUUUUCUUUGUUUGGGCUUACAUAGUGUCAUAUCUGUAGGAGUAUCUGUGACAUGCCGUUUCCUGGAUUAUGGGACAGCUGUCUCCAAGAAUGUUCAGGAUGAAGCUGGAACAAAAUAGCCUGAGAAACUGUACAUUCGGCACUUCCGAUUUCUGACAAUCUAAAGACUUGACUUUGGAGAAUUUUUCUUUUCUUGUUGGUCUGCUGUGUAACCUUAAUUUCUCUUCCUUAUUGAACUUUUAAACUAAAAAAUUAUUUUUCUUUUUCUUUUUUUUUUUUUGGUCCCACUAGCUAAUGCGGUACUAGUUCUUAAAAUGUUUUCUCCUCUUAAGUUUUGUAGCCAGCAUUAUUGCACUAAAUGGAUCAUGAGCACUUUACUUUCCUAGGUAGCUGGAGUUGCAGAUCAUUUUGUUGCAAGCGAGGAUCUUCAACAGAUUCACAGAAUUGAUGAAAUCAAUGUAUUUGAUGGUAAUGUUUGUCUCUGCUUCCAUAUGUAAAUAACCUGAUGAAAUACAUUUAUAUAGUUAUAAAACUACUGCUAUGCCUGUAUGCGUUGCGCAAUAGAAUAUAUAUCACAUUUUCUAUUUUACAGGAUAUGGAUGUUGUUUUGCCUAUGUAUUUAUGUAGUGUUUACUUACAUAGUACUUUUAAGUCAACAUCAAUGUAUGUUAAUUUGGGGCUUUGAGCAAUACUGGUGGUGUCUGGAAAAAACCCAGAGCCCACCACCAUCAUGCAGAGUUGGAAGUCGCACCAAAUCCAUAGAAACUAACUUAAAGAAGAGGCACUGCUUACUUGCUUAUUCUCUUCCUUUGUCAUACAUUUUGUGUUUUACAGAAAUUACUGUAUGUGGUCACUGUUGAACUGUGAGCUGCAAAGUGAUGUUUACCUUUUGGAAUCCAAACCCUUCAAAUAUUCUAAAUCUGCAAGCUGCUGUUUAGGAGUAAGAUGCAUGAGUUUAGGCAGGAAAGUGAUUUUAUGCCGUGCUGUAGUUGAGUCUCUUCAGCGGUGCCUAAAGGUUAAUUUUGAUUAAGUCCUUAUCAUUAAAGGUUGCUUGAUGGCAAUUAUUUGUGGAUGUUCAUAAAUGUAUUUAUAACAGAUGUACAGAAGUAGGGAAAACGGGGAGAGGGACGGAGAAAGCACCUAAUCAAUUGUCUCACGUUUGUAAUUAAGCUAGCUGUAACCAUUUCAGCGUGUGCCUGCAGCUCACUUGACCUCUGCCAUGUCUCUCAAAAAAGACAAUCUAAUGAGUUUGGAAUGUUUGCUGUAUCUUUGAAUGAAGAAAAUAAGUCUUCUCAAGAAUCAAAUAAAAUAAAAUUGCAUGACACUAUAUAUAUAUAUAUAAAAAAAGAAAAGCUAUAUUGGGAGCUGCUUGAAAAGAGUUGUCUAGACAAUUUAUUUUCUACUGACAAGUAGUUAGUCAUCUGGUACUCUACAGGAGAUGCACUUUAUUUUAUUAAAAAAAGAAUUUGUCUUCAGGUGAAAGGUGGCUUUCUUACUGUAUGUUCUCCCUCCCUCAGACCGGAUGACAGCCUUAGCGAGAGACUUUUAGAUGCCAUUACCAUAACACCACCCAAUGGAGUGCAUUAAGUACAAUAAACAUCUUGAGAAUUCUAUGACUACUGGAGCCAAAAUGCCAAGGGAGUUCCCCAGCAUCUGUUUAAUUUAUCUAAAUUGACAUUUUCCAUACCUCUGGUUGUUAAGACAUAACAAUUCGUUUGGCUGCAGCAACUUUCCAUUGCUGUUCCUCUGCCCCAGGCUACCGCGUCUGUAGCAGGGAUCCAGCAAUAGCUUUCUCAAACAAAGGAUAACAAAUUUUGUUGCAAUAGCCAACAGAACGGCCAGCAGAGGAAAUCACAGCGUCAGAGCAGAAAUGAAGAUUUGGGUUUGUGUGAGUACGGUGCUAACCAAGCUUACGAGAGCUACUUAAACAAUGAGGAAUUUAACCAUAUUGCUAUCAAAUGCUAUGAAGAAUUACUAUACUAGAGAUUCAAGCUUCACUUGUCGCUUUCUUCAAGCCUAGUUUUUGCUGUGCGUCAGCCUAAUGAUACUCUGCUUCUGGCUUAUGCUCACUCCUUGUAUGCAGCUGUUUUGUUUAGCUCACACAACUUUCAGGGGAAAUAGGGGAAGGUGACAAUACAGCUGAAUGAGUUUAAUAGCUACUUCCUACCAAGAAAAGGAAAAUUCUUGCUCCUUUUGCCCUAGCCCUUGCUCUAGAGAAAGUAUGUAGUGCAGCAUCUACAGCAACACAUACACCCUUGAACUUGGAUCGCUGUACGUUACGUUACCACGUACAGCCCCCUUAAGCAACAGGUCAUCGUGGCUCUGAAGAAAAGUAUCAACUAAUCUCUUGAAAGGCAGGCUCAGCCGAAAGCCAAAGUUGCAUUCAGUGGUCAUAGCCUAACUGCUACUGGUUUUCUCUAGCAAACUCCAGAGGCCUCAGCCAUACCCUUUUUCCAGCACUGCGCUCUCACCAUUUGGAAGACACUGGAAUUGCUCUGUAAUUUGUUCGCAGCCUUUACCUGCUGACAGCAUCACAGCAGCUAUUUGAGAAUAAUGCUUUAUAAGCUUAGUAUGCUUUUUUUUUUUUUUCUUUUCUUUUUUAAAGCUGGGGCUGUCCUGUACUGGUGCACAGUACUCUGCAUCUGUGCAGAAAAAUCCACUGUUCCUAUGGCAGGCUGGGUUUACUGUGGCCUAGAGGCUGUGCAUUGUUGCACAAACUAUUCUUCUGAUCCACGUGCAGCAAUUUAGGAACCCUGAGUUACUUGUUUGGUCCACAAAAAGAAACAGGCCCACCGCUUGCACAGACACGGAAUGAGUUAGGUGAGGAGAAACACACAGUUUUCUGUAAGUCUCCGAUCAGUUGCAUGUUGUUUCUCAUUGUAGCAGGUGCCUUAGCAGGGGACUUAAGACAAUAGGCUGGGCAAGAGAAAAGCUGAGAGGAGCCACUGCGGAAAGCAUGACCUCAGCACUGCCAGACUAUCCUCUUAUUACUUCCUUCGUCUACUUGGUGUUCUUACUGUGUCUUGCAACAGUAGUGUCUGAUGCUAAUAGCCACUCACCCUAUUGCAUUACAGAGCACCCCUGUAGCACUUCCGUAUUCAAAAGGACAUGAAAGCAACUGCUUUACUGCCUCAUGUAUGAUUAUGGGAUGCUUUGUUUAGUAACAAAGUAAAGUAGUUUGGGUUUUUUAUUAAUAGGCAAAAAAGCCAGGCCUCCACAAAACUGUCUCAAAAGAAACCUUACAGACUACCUUCUUGUGUUCGAAGCAGAAAGCUCCAGAAAGGGAGAGCUGUCUGGUACCUCUAGAUUACGAUUGGAAGAACAGUGCAGAUGCAAACCUUUACCUUUGAAGCAAGGAAAUCUAGAGUAAGCUAGAGAGGAACUUCCUAGAAACCCUGUACCAGAGUACAGCCACCACUUUAUAUAAAAUGUGACUCUGAACAUAUCAAAUGCAUGGAAGAAGGGGGGGGGAGGAUUAGAAAAGCAACACCAUCUUUCACAGCCUCAUCCACUUCAACGAAUCGGUUUUUAAUCAUCUGAUCUUUCACCUGUAAGCAGAAAUAAAACCUCCCAUGCUCAGUA
Messenger RNA from Aquila chrysaetos chrysaetos, 8516 nucleotides. RefSeq names its product solute carrier family 45 member 1 (gene SLC45A1). Gene Ontology annotation, biological process: transmembrane transport. Gene Ontology annotation, molecular function: sucrose:proton symporter activity. NCBI's taxonomy places the organism in Eukaryota, Metazoa, Chordata, Aves, Accipitriformes, Accipitridae. Gene Ontology annotation, cellular component: membrane. The record is from RefSeq and is a predicted model, not a curated record. Bases 907 to 3183 code for a protein of 758 amino acids. The transcript is spliced from 10 exons.